Molecule: messenger RNA, 378 nt
Organism: Phytophthora nicotianae INRA-310
Lineage: Eukaryota; Oomycota; Peronosporomycetes; Peronosporales; Peronosporaceae
Exons: 1
Coding region: 1-378 (125 amino acids)
Source: RefSeq, a predicted model, not a curated record
AUGCAAGUGCAGCGACGGUGUGCAGACGCAGCUUCAACCGCAAGAUUCACCGCAUGUGACAGUCACGCCUCGAACGUCUCCGCGCUUUCGCCUUGUCUACGGUUUACCACGUUGAACUUGGCUGCGCUUGCAGUGCAGUUCACUUGCAGCGCUCCGUCUAUCUUUUCCCGAUCGACGGGGAUUGGCGAUUUUGGCUUGACGACCAGUGAACGCUGCUGGUUCAAGUUACAGCAGCUAGAAAACAGACGAGCUCGUCCCAGGAGUUCAAACACGCCUGAGGGAGCGAGCGUCGUGUUCGGAUCAGUAGCCGUUCCGGACGCCCAGCGCUCACGUCUCGCGAGGAAGUCUACGCCGCUGCUGUCGUCGAUACCGAGAUAA